AUGGAGACCAAGUCCGGCGUCGGCAUUCAAGAUCAUUGGAUGAAGAGUGUUAUGGAGCCGGCCGGUAGUGAAAAACAGAUGCAAAACGACAAUAGAUCUAAUGUGAAGCGCGAAAUAAUGGCUGAACAAUACAAUGGUGGUGGUGACAAUAACGUAACUUAUGAGAUGAAACAACAGCAGAAUGAAACAAGGUAUAGAUGUGAUGUGUGCGAUUUAACAUUCGAGGGUAUGGAAUUUUUGAUGCUCCACAAGAAAUUUCACGGUAAUGACAAAGAUAUUCCGCAAAUGGAACCUGAAGCUCCACCAGUAAAAGAAGGACCGAAGAAGCGGCGUAAAUUUAAGUGUGAUCUAUGCGAUGUUAAAGUGAACUCACAGUACCACCUCGAUAUACACCGCAGUAAACAUGAAGGUAUUACUUCGAAAAAAUAUAUUUGUGAAGUUUGUGACCGUAGUUUCGUCGCAGCACAGUUCCUAAAAAGCCACAUGCAAACCCAUUCUUCAACUAGUACUAUUAACUGUGAGAUUUGUAAUAAAAGUUUUACGGGUCAAGCAUACUUAAAACUUCACAUGCAGCUGCAUAAUGACAUAAAAAAAUUCAAAUGUUCAAAGUGUGACGAAAUGUUGCCAACUAAAAACUGUUUAAAAAUUCACAUGAAGAAGCAUACAAAAGUGAAAAAUUUCAAGUGUGACUUCUGUUCAAAAUUAUUUGUAUCUAAAAUCACUAUGGAGAAACAUAGGCAGACUCAUGAAGGACAGCCAGUCGACUGUCUUGUAAAAUGUACUCAAUGUGAUAGAACUAUGCAUUCAUCAUUACUGAGGACACAUAUUGCUAGGGCUCACCCUCCUAAUGUUGAUGAUGAUGUGAAAAGACCCCACAAAUGUUCAACAUGUGGUAAAAGUUUUAUUGUUAAGAUAAACUUGAAUCUCCACAUCAGGGUUUGUCACCCAGACCUUGCCGAGCCUGAGGAUGAAGAUGAGGAUGUCAUGACAGAUAACUCUUAG
Molecule: messenger RNA, 1002 nt
Organism: Parnassius mnemosyne (clouded apollo)
Lineage: Eukaryota; Metazoa; Arthropoda; Insecta; Lepidoptera; Papilionidae
Source: the annotation of a GenBank genome assembly